UGCGAUGCGAGGGGAUGACCCGCCGGCGACGGCGACGGGGAGCGCAGCGCAGGGGACUCCCAUCCGUCUCCACUGCUGGAUCGAGAAAUUUCUCGCCGGAUCUCCCCCCUGCCCUCCCCUUUCUGCCUGGGCCUGGGGAGAGGGCGGCCAGCCAUGGCCAUGGCCCCUCGAUCUCUCGCCGCUCUCCUCCUGCUCCUCCUCUUCGCCGCCGCCGCCACCACCAGCAGCAGCAAGGACGAGGAGGAGGACCUCCAGUACCUCAUCGACGACGCCGGUGACAUCCCCGACAACGGCCCUGACGGCGACGGCGACUACGACGACCUCUUCGAGGACCAGGACCUCCCGGACCAGCAGCCGCACAUCGACGAGACCCACGUCGUCGUCCUCACCGCCGCCAACUUCUCCUCCUUCCUCGCCGCCACCCGCCACGUCAUGGUCGAGUUCUACGCCCCCUGGUGCGGCCACUGCCAGGAGCUUGCCCCGGACUACGCCGCCGCCGCCUCCCACCUUGCGGCCCACCACAGCCAGAGCCACCUCGCCCUCGCCAAGGUCGACGCCACCGAGGACACGGACCUCGCCCACAAGUACGACGUCCAGGGAUUCCCCACCAUCCUCUUCUUCAUCGACGGCGUCCCAAAGGACUACAACGGCGCCAGGACCAAGGAUGCCAUCGUCGAGUGGAUCAACAAGAAGCUCGGCCCGGGAGUGCAAAACAUCACCGCCGUCGACCAGGCCGAGAGGAUACUCACAGGGGAUGACAAGGCCGUCCUUGCCUUUCUCGACUCGCUAUCUGGUGCUCAAAGUGAUGAGCUUGCGGCUGCUUCAAGGCUGGAAGAUAGCGUCAACUUUUAUCAGACUUCAAGUCCUGAUGUUGCUAAGCUUUUCCACAUUGACCCAGCAGCAAAGCGCCCAUGCGUAGUAUUGCUGAAGAAGGAGGAGGAGAAGUUGACCUUCUUUGAUGGGGAGUUUAAAGCAUCAGUGAUUGCCGAUUUUGUGUCUGCAAACAAGCUUCCUUUGGUUACUACGCUAACUCAGGAAACUUCCCCUUCAAUUUUUGGCAAUUCAAUCAAGAAGCAGAUUUUACUAUUUGCUGUUGCAAAUAAGUCCUCGAAAUUUCUGCCCAUCUUUAAGGAAGCAGCAAAGUCAUUCAAGAGAAAGCUAUUAUUUAUCUUUGUGGAGCGAGACAAUGAGGAAGUUGGUGAACCAGUUGCCAACUACUUUGGUAUUACUGGACAAGAGACCACUGUUCUUGCUUACACUGGGAAUGAAGAUGCUAGGAAAUUUUUCUUUGAUGGUGAAGUGUCACUGGACUCCAUUAAGGACUUUGCUGAAAGUUUCUUGGAAGACAAGCUCACACCAUUCUACAAGUCUGAACCAGUACCUGAAUCUAAUGAUGGUGAUAUCAAAAUUGUUGUUGGGAAGAAUUUGGAUCUGAUAGUUUUGGAUGAAUCGAAAGAUGUCCUUCUGGAGAUAUAUGCACCGUGGUGUGGACAUUGUCAAUCACUGGAGCCUACUUACAACAAACUAGCUAAGCAUCUACGUGGCAUCGACUCCCUUGUGAUAGCCAAAAUGGAUGGAACUAGCAAUGAGCAUCCACGUGCCAAGUUUGUCUUGUACUGCACGGAUUCGUUUGCAUGCAAUAAAAGAAAAGAACAGUGGAAGCAUUAAGUUUGGGAGGCGUUGCAGUAUACAAACUUUGUUGGCUAUCCCACCAGUAGUCAUGAAACCUAUGCGUGUACACUGGAGUUGUCAGACAAAUGAAAGUUACAUUUGCCAUUCUUUUUUUGCUCAAAGUUGCUCUCUCUUAUGGUGCACAAAAGAAUAUGGAUUUGAGCUUGGUCUGCUGCUGCAUGCAUGUCAUAGUGUAUUUACUAUCUACUUCCAAGCAAUGUUUGGGGAAGCUCGUGCACUUUGAUUUUUUUGAUUCAAUGCUUGUGAGAGAAACUUGUCGUCGUGUUGGCACUAUGUAUUAAGACCUGUGAUGCAACGUAUCUGCUUCACUUGCCCCUCCAUACAUUGUCACAGCGGACUGUGGAUGGGUAGUGUCUAGGUCGUAGAUUGUAGUAGUGGUAGAUGGAGGUCGCUGACCUGGACGCUUGAACUUGGGCGGCACCGUGUUGCGUCGCGCCCAAAGAUGAUGCUCAGGAUAUGUUGGGGGUAAAUUCUUUCUUGGUUAACAUGAAUAGCUUAGGAGCAUUAUAUAGCCCCCCGUACAAACUCCUUAACUCCAACUCAAGCUCCUAUCCAAAUUUCCUAACAAACACAGGUUUCUGACGUAAGACUCAAACUUCUAUCUCUAAACCAAUCUAUGGUUUCUCACGUAAGACUCAAACAACUCAAACUCCACUACAUGCUCGACUUGAACUAGGAUUGGUGCUGGCCUCGUCUACACGUAACUGAGCAUGACAUCUCUCCCUCCCUUGCGAAACAGCUCGUUCUCGAGCUUGAAAGCUGGAUAGCGAAGCUUGAACUCAGGUUCCCACGCCGGACUCGUAACGGCCACCGUCGUCAGGGUAGUUGAGCACGAUGCGGAAUAGCUUCUUGCACCUGUGCCCCGAUAAAAAUUUCUCACCACAAUU
Panicum virgatum (switchgrass) is the source of this 2579-nucleotide messenger RNA. RefSeq names its product protein disulfide isomerase-like 1-4. Gene Ontology annotation, cellular component: endoplasmic reticulum. The transcript has 10 exons. Lineage: Eukaryota; Viridiplantae; Streptophyta; Magnoliopsida; Poales; Poaceae. Gene Ontology annotation, biological process: protein folding; response to endoplasmic reticulum stress. Bases 154 to 1668 code for a protein of 504 amino acids. The record is from RefSeq and is a predicted model, not a curated record. Gene Ontology annotation, molecular function: protein disulfide isomerase activity.